AUGGGUUUCGCCAGGCAUCAUCCCUGUAAUGUCCACAAUUUUAAACUCAAUCACUCGGAUGUCGAACACUUUGUCACACUUCAGGGAGGCCGAAUCUAUCCCUACCUGGCGUGGGCGUUGUUCUGGUCACUCUAUCACCUGUCGUGGAUAAUCGUUGAGAUUUACUGGGCUGCAACAGACAAUUUAAACGACGCUCUCUUUUUUAUAUACCUAACUAACCUCGGCUAUAUUCUGUUGGUCAGUUUCACGUGGCUGGACCUAGCUGCUGUUAUAUACUACAUCCUAAAAACAAAGAAAGGUGCUGACAUGUCCAGUAUGCCCCUAUUGUGGAAGGUCAACUGGGUUCUCUAUAACACGGCAAUGACAACAGCAAUCCUUAUAGUGGUCAUAUACUGGAUUUUGCUCGCCUCGUCGUUCGGGCCCGGGAGCAUCAAUAAACACCUUAUCAAUGGCGUUAUAGCGCUGUUAUAUGUGUCUUUCACUGCCAAGCCUUCUCGUAUCCUGCACUUCUACCAGCCGCUAAUAUUUGCCGCUUUGUAUACUAUUUUCUCUGUUAUAUACUUCGCUGCGGGAGGGGGUAAUAUAUACGAAGUGCUGGACUGGAGUAAAGCAGGUGAAGCCCUCGCCCUCACCUUACCCCUUAUCCUUAUAGCUGUGCCUCUCGUCCACCUGGGCGUAUGUGGUGUCUACUACGCUCGUUUGGAAAUAUGGCGGAAAUGUUUUCUAAAUACAGACGGAAGUCCCACAGGGGGGUCGCAGGUCCGCCCUCGGACGGACAGUGAGAUGGGAAUGGUCAGUACGAGUAGAAAUGGUGACCAGAUAUCUACAAUAUCUAAUGAACUUAAGAAAAACGGCCCUUUGUAG
This is a messenger RNA of Ylistrum balloti, 864 nucleotides long. RefSeq names its product protein rolling stone-like. The transcript is spliced from 4 exons. Gene Ontology annotation, cellular component: membrane. The coding region runs from base 1 to 864 and encodes 287 amino acids. The record is from RefSeq and is a predicted model, not a curated record. Lineage: Eukaryota; Metazoa; Mollusca; Bivalvia; Pectinida; Pectinidae.